CGGUCACUUGUUGUAACUGACGGAGGGGAGAGCGCGUGCGAAGGUGUCGUCACCGCCUGACGUGAAGGCGCUGUGGGAGGAGGCGUGGCCUCGUUCUGCUGCAGCAGAGAAACAUGACAUGAGGAUGAGCGAGAGGGAGGGAGGGAGACAUCCUGAUAGGAAUAAACGGUUCGUCAGAGGUUCAGGAGGAGAGCGUAAUGAUGGGGAGCAAUGACUGAAAACACAACGAGCUCCCUGAAUCACCGGACUCUAUUUUUCCAUUGCUGCCAUUGAAGCCAUGGCCUAGAGCUGCGCGUGGUCCUGUCGGUCCUGUGGUCUUCAGAUGGCUCCCCAACAACUGUCAGCCAAUACACUGAACAUGAGAACGUGAAGGCUGGCGUCCACCAAGGCCACCGCUGCACCUUGGGCAGCACACACACAUGAUCACAUGACUCUGGACAUGGACGCGGUCCUGUCAGACUUUGUUCGGUCCACAGGGGCAGAACCAGGUCUGGCAAGAGACCUGCUGGAAGGUAAAAACUGGGACCUCAGUGCAGCUCUCAAUGAUUAUGAGGAGCUCAGGCAGGUCCACACUGCCAACCUGCCGCAGGUUUUCAAUGAGGGCCGCUACUACAAGCAGCCAGAGGCGCGUGACACACCCACCCAUGUCAGCAAGAUCGACAGGCUGUGUGCGCAAAAGCAGGAGGACAGCACUCAAGAAAAGCGUCUAUCCCGUGGGAUCUCCCACGCCAGUUCUGCUAUCGUCUCCCUGGCCCGGCUGCAGGUGGCCAGUGAAUGUACCAGUGAGCAAUUCCCUAUAGAGAUGCCAAUUUACACAUUCCAGCUGCCAGACCUCAGCGUGUACAGCGAGGACUUUAGGAGCUUCAUAGAGAGGGAUCUAAUAGAGCAGUCCACCAUGAUGGCCCUGGAGCAAGCUGGUCGUCUGAACUGGUGGUCCACCAUGUGCACCAGCUGUAAGAAGCUGCUUCCUCUGGCUACCACUGGGGAUGGAAACUGCCUUCUGCACGCUGCCUCUUUGGGGAUGUGGGGCUUCCAUGACAGAGACCUUAUGCUGAGGAAAUCUCUCUACACCAUGAUGAAGAGUGGGGCGGAGAGGGACGCUCUGAAGAGAAGGUGGAGGUGGCAGCAAACCCAGCAGAACAAGGAGUCGGGGCUGGUGUACACUGAAGAAGAAUGGGAGAGGGAGUGGAACGAGCUGCUGAAGUUAGCCUCCAGUGAGCCUCGCUCUCACCUCAGCAAAAACGGGAACACCAGCGGAGGGGUGGACAACUCAGAGGAUCCUGUCUAUGAGAGUUUGGAAGAGUUCCAUGUGUUUGUGCUGGCCCACGUGUUGCGCAGGCCCAUCGUGGUGGUCGCUGACACUAUGCUCAGAGACUCUGGAGGUGAAGCGUUCGCUCCUAUCCCAUUUGGAGGGCUCUAUUUGCCCCUGGAGGUGCCUCCGAGCCGAUGUCACUGCUCCCCUUUGGUCCUGGCCUACGAUCAGGCUCACUUUUCUGCCCUAGUCUCCAUGGAGCAGAGAGACCAGCAGCGAGAACAAGCUGUUAUCCCUCUGACCGACUCGGAGCACAAGCUGUUGGCGCUCCAUUUUGCCGUUGACCCUGGCAGGGACUGGGAGUGGGGGAGGGACGACAACGAUAAUGCCAAGUUAGCCAAUCUCAUCUUGUCUUUGGAGGCCAAACUCAACCUGCUGCACAGCUACAUGAAUGUAACAUGGAUCCGAAUCCCGUCUGAAACAAGGGCUCCGCUGGCUCAGCCAGAGUCUCCCACGGCAUCUGCAGGUGAGGAUGUCCAGUCUCUGGCUGAGUCCAUGGACUCCGACCGCGAAUCCGUCGGCAGCAACUCGCACGUCAACACCGGCAAGUCUAGUAAGGAAAAAGACAAAGACAAGCAGCGCAAAGACAAAGAUAAGGGCCGGACUGAUUCUGUAGCCAACCGACUGGGAAGCUUCAGCAAAACGCUUGGUAUUAAGCUCAAGAAGAACAUGGGAGGUCUGGGGGGGCUGGUACACGGCAAAAUGAACAAAUCCAACUCGAGCUCAGGUCGUCAUACAGAGAAUGGAAGUGAAAAGGCAAAGAAGAAAGAGUCUAAAGCAACCAGAGGAAACAAGGAAGAGUCGGGACAGUCCACCAGCUCCACUUCCUCUGAGAAGGCUACAAGUCCCUCCCCUACAGACGGAGACAGACCCUCCAGCUCCUCCCCGACGGAGAGGCAGGACAGUUCAGGCCGAAGCUCCGGCGACAAAACACUGGAAAACUGGAAAUACAGCACAGAUGUCAAGCUCAGCCUCAACAUCCUGCGGGCCGCUAUGCAGGGCGAGCGCAAGUUCAUCUUUGCGGGACUCCUGCUGACCAGCCAUCGACAUCAGUUCCACGAGGAGAUGAUCAGCUACUACUUGACCAACGCCCAGGAGCGCUUCAGUCAGGAGCAGGAGCAGAAGAGGAAGGAGGCUGAGAAGAAGCCGCCUCCCUCCAGUGAGGUGGUUCUGAAGAAGCCCGAGCACGAGAGCGUCUUCCAGAGGGAGAGGUCGGACAGUUCCCCUCCGGAGAGCUGCUCUCCGGUCCUGCCCCACCAUACCUACAACAACUCGCAGCCCCUGUCGGGGUUGAAGACGCAGGGCAGAAACAGUCCCAUCCCUGCCGCCCCUCCGGCGUCCGUCCCUCCUCUGACCCCGCCAACAAUCUCUCACCACGUCCCCCAUCCGGCUCCUUCCCCUGCGCCUUACUCCUCCCCCAUUAUCGGUGCUAAGAGACCCGGGCCCGUCCCUGUGUCUGCCCACUACAGCCAUACACCUCCCAUCCAGAGGCACAGUGUGAUCCACUUACAAGAUGUCAACAUGCAAUCCUCCAUCUUCCAAGACGAGCCCUACAACAAGCCCGUGGUGGGCACGCUGAAGACGUGCGCCACCUACCCCCAACAGAACCGCACACUCUCGUCCCAGAGCUACAGCCCCGCACGCCUGUCGGGGGUGCGCAGCGUUCACACCACAGGAACCCUGUCCUACAACAUGCCUGCCGAACACAAGUCCCACACCUACACCAACGGCUUCAACGCGGGAGACAUUCAGGACUGCCUCGAGUUCGCCGACGAGGACAACUCGUCUCACACGUGGCUCAACCAAGACAAAACCAAAGGGCGCAGCUCUGGAAGCCCUUUGUACUGCUUUCAGCAGCGCCGCUGCAAGAGGGAGAACUGCUCCUUCUACGGGAGGCCAGAGACAGACAACUACUGCUCCUACUGCUACAGAGAGGAGCUGAAGCGCAGGGAGAAGGAGGGCAAAGUGCAGAGGCCUGUAUAGCCAUUUCAGCCACAAGACAGCCACAGGAGAGCAAACGUUUUCCCACUUUGUUUGAAGAAUGCUCGUGUUUUCCUGUCCCACCUUCCCUUAAUAAUAAAGAUUCUUACUUUAAGAAUAAGGGGGGAGGGAGCAGGACUCGACAGAGUGAACAGCUUUGGCCAGAGCUUUUUCUUUUAACUUCUGUCUCAUCCGAUUUUAGUCUUUUACUUGUUUUAGAGUAAAAGUCAUCUCCCUGUGAUGUAAUUUUCUGUAUGUGAAAGAAAGUUCUUUAUUUUUUUGAAGCCAAAAAAAAAAAAAAAAGACUUGCAUCUCAUCAGGAAGGAACAUUUUAUUAGCUCUUUUGAUCCGUUUUGAAUGCAAUACCUCUGCCUGGUUCUUCAAAGUCUCCGUGGGAAAUUUCUAGUUGUUUUGCAAUCAAAAGAAAUGAAAACGGGGGAAAAAACAUUAGACUUUACAGCAAUAAAUUGGUGACUCUUGCUACACUCUCCCAAUUUUUGUCUAUGCACCGAUAACAUAGUUACUGUAGGUUAACUGUGUCUUGUAAGAUGAUAGAGGAAUGUUCCCGUGUGUUUUGUAAGCGAGUUUGAACUACAGGAAUAAAAAUGAAUUGUAAUGUGAGAUUAGGAUGAAAUGCUACGCUGUCAAAUGUGUCAGAACUGGACUAUUUUCUAAGAUUUAUCAUUUUCACUCGUAAUUAAGUCCACAAGCACUGCCAAGCUGGCUUCUGUACGAGACAAAUUCCAAAUUUCCCGAGUGUUUUCUGUGCCAAACAGCAGACGACGCGUGAGAGGAGCUGCCUCUCACAGUGUCGAUGGUGUGUUUUGUUUUUUUUUUUCUUUUUCCGAUGUGUUAGAUGAGAUGAACUGUCAGUUGUGAGAUCAGGCUGAUGUGUAUUUGUCUGAAGUGUUACUAUGUGUCCCCACCCUUGCUCCCACACAGACACACGCAACACGAUGUGCAAUCAUGCUAAUCAGCACUCCGCGGUGACCCGUAGUAUGAACCGGUCACCUGUUCCCGUGUGAGAUUGUUCUUCUUUCAUAUCUCGAGGCCGUUUAAAAGAAGCACCUGCUGCUAAGAGCACCUCAAGCCUUUUGUUAUCAUCAGUGCUUUAACCAAUUAGUGGGAUUUGAACAAACCCAGGCCUCCAAGUGCUUUCUGCUCAUUCGACUACUGUAAAGACGCAGUGUUUGUGUUGCUGUUUGUUCUGGUAAAUGCUUAGACGAUGUACCAUGCUGUCCUUAACAAGGUGUGUCCUGGCCAAGGAUGUCCACUGCUCCCUCGGUUUGCUUCUGUGUCUCUCCUGUACUGUACAAACUGCAGUGUUUGCUCCUCCUCGUUUCCGUGUGACUAGUUCAUGGACUCUCACCAUCUUAGGACUGUAAAAUAUGAUUUUGUAUUCUUUUAGGAGUUUUACACUACUUUAAAUUAUUAAUUUGCACAUUAGGUACAGAUGUAAAUACGGGGGAGGGGAAAGGAAAAAAAAUAGUCUAUUGUUACAUA
Oryzias melastigma (Indian medaka) is the source of this 4795-nucleotide messenger RNA. It is a transcript of the gene otud7a, whose product is annotated as OTU deubiquitinase 7A. Gene Ontology annotation, biological process: protein K48-linked deubiquitination; protein deubiquitination involved in ubiquitin-dependent protein catabolic process; protein K63-linked deubiquitination. NCBI's taxonomy places the organism in Eukaryota, Metazoa, Chordata, Actinopteri, Beloniformes, Adrianichthyidae. Gene Ontology annotation, cellular component: nucleus; cytoplasm. Bases 428 to 3295 code for a protein of 955 amino acids. Gene Ontology annotation, molecular function: DNA binding; zinc ion binding; K63-linked polyubiquitin modification-dependent protein binding. The transcript is spliced from 13 exons. The record is from RefSeq and is a predicted model, not a curated record.